AUGUUGCAGAUCGUGCCUGGUGCCUUCGACGCAGCACUCUGCCAUUUCCCGACCGAGAAUCUCCAGGGCAAUGCGCCGGGGUUCAAGUCCAUCUCCGUGCGCGCGGGCGCAUCCUCCACCGAGGCCGUGUUAGAGGCUUGGACGGUCGUACUACGAUAUUACACGGGGAGCGAUGUCCUCUCCUUUGGGUUGGCCGACAGCACGGUGGCCGAUGCCUCGUGGUUUGCGGUGUGCCACGGUGAGAUCCCUGGCGACACUGCUCUGGCGCAGCUUCAGCCGUCGGUUCAACAGCCGGCGCAGGAUGUACCGACCGUCCAGAGUUUCAAGGACUGGGCGGCCAUAAGCAGAUCAUUCAAUACCCUUGUCUGGAAGUCGACGCAGACUGAGGAACCACAUCUUGCCGAAGUCGAUCCCUCUCAUUUUCCCCUUAUACUCUCAGUCGCCGAUGCGACAGAAGAGCUUCAAGUGACCCUUCAUUAUGCCGCGCAGGCCAUCGGCGACAGCAUCGCAGCUGCAGUUGCGGAAGCGGUUGCGAAAGCGACAGCGGCGAUCCGCGACGCACCCCAUACCAUAAUCGGAGAGGUGGAUCUUCUUGGGCCGUCCUCGUGGACGCGAUUCCAGGAGCUGAAUGCGACGGUGUCUCCGACCAUCGAUGCUUGUCUGCAUGAACAGAUCGACGAAGCGGCGAAGCAUUGCCCGGAUCGCACGGCGCUGGAAUGCUGGGAUGGAUCCCUAUCGUACUCGGAACUGGUAGACUACACUGCGCGACUGGGCAACUUCCUCAUCUCCCAGAACGUCGGACCAGAGGUGUUCGUGCCCGUCUGCUUCGACAAGUCCCUCUGGGCCGUAGUCUCCAUGUUGGGAGUUCUGAAGGCCGGCGGCGCAUUCGUCUGCAUCGACCCCGCCCAGCCGAUAGACCGUCUGAGGACAAUCAUAAGCGAAGUAGAAGCCAACCUGGUGCUUACGGCGCCGGGCUAUGUGGACAUGGUGGCGCCGAAUGUGUCGCGAAUCAUCGCCGUGGACGCAGACUUCAUCCGAAACCUACCCCCCUGCCCCGACCUCCCUAAGCGCGCCAGUCCGCGCGAUGCAGCCUUCGCAAUCUUCACCUCCGGUAGUACCGGAAAGCCCAAGGGGAUCGUGCACGAGCACCGCGCGGUAUGCUCUAGUGUCAGCGCACACAGUGGACCGCUAAACAUCAACAGCGACACCCGCACAUUCCAAUUCGCAGCCUAUACGUUCAUCGUCAAUACCUUCGAGCUGUUCACCCCGCUGGUUAAAGGUGGCUGUGUCUGUGUGCCCUCCAAGGAGGACCGGUUAGGUCGAACAACGGCCGCGAUGCGUGAACUCCGAGCCAACUGGUUCUGCACGACCCCUUCCUUCCUGCGAUCCAUCAAGCCAGAAGACGUUCCGGAUAUCAAGACGUUACUGCUGGCCGGCGAGCCAGUCCAACAGGAUAACCUCGACACAUGGCGCAGUCGGGUGCGGAUGCUGAACAUGUACGGGGCAAGCGAAGCGUCCGUCUGCGUGACAGGAGAUCUUUCGGGAUCCGUCGAGCGCUCAACGAUCGGCCGGGGCACAGGCGUCGCUGCUUGGGUCGCCGACAUCAACAAUCACGAUCGGCUGGCUCCGCUCGGUGCAACCGGUGAACUGGUGGUCGAAGGUCCCGUGCUAGCACGAGAGUACAUCCAUCAGCCGGAGAAGACGGCUUCUGUCUUCAUUUCGAACACUCCAUGGCUGAAGGAUAUUCGGGGCGCAGCGUCAUCCGCUCGGGCUUACAAGACUGGUGAUUUGGUGCGACUGGGAAGCAAUGGCCUGAUCAACUUGGUCGGACGCAAAGAUAUGCAGGUGAAAUUGCGCGGCCAGCGUAUUGAAUUGGAGGAGGUGGAAUUCCACUUGCGCCAGGAGUUGCCCCGCGGGACAGAGGCAGCAGUAGGCCUUGUCAAGCCGGUCGACCAGCAGGACCGACCCAUGCUGGCGGCUUUCGUGGCACUCAGGAAGGGAUUCGACGAUAACUUCCGAACUCCCGACCCGGCAUCAGCGGAGGAUCUCGAGGCGCUGACCCAGGGUUGGAAGAGCAAAGUCUCUGCUGCUGUUCCUGCGUAUAUGGUUCCUUCGACAAUGGUCAAGCUGAACCAUAUGCCACUGUCCCCAUCCGGCAAGACCAACCGCAAGGCGAUCAGUGAUUUCGCCUCACAGUUGACUGUUGCUCAGCUGACGGGUGCCACCAAGAAGAAUCACCGGGAGCCUGCCACGGAGAUUGGCUUUGUGCUUCGCACAAUCUGGGCUGAAGUCUUGCAGGUUGAGGAGGAAUCAAUUUCAGCAGAGGAUGACUUUCUGCAGCUGGGUGGCAACUCCAUCGAUGCCAUGAAACUCGUGAACCUUUGCGGAUGUGAAAAUAUUGGGUUGAGUGUGGCAGAUGUCUUCACCCAUCCGACUCUGGACGAUAUGGCAGAAGCUUCCAUUCUGCUCGACAGCAUCCAGCCAUUUGAAGAUGUGCCAUUCUCCUUGCUUGACACCAGCGAGAAUCUCAACAGCGUGCUCGACGCUGCAGCCGAGCAGUGCCGCGUCGACAAGUCAGCUAUCGAGGACCUCUACCCUUGCACCGCGAUGCAGGAAGGUCUGAUGGCGCUCUCGGAUAGUCGCAACGGAGUGUACAUGGCGCAGCACACUCUUGCUCUCGGUCCGAACAUUGACCUGGAACGAUUCAAGCAAGCAUGCCAGGAAGUAGUCACCGCACACCCCAUCCUGCGGACGCGCAUCAUCUACCGCCAGCAGUCGGUAUCGCUACAGGCUGUGAUCCAGGGGAAUAUUGACUGGCGUACUGGCGAAAGCCUCGAGGAGUACUUGGCAAAUGACAAAAAGCAGCCUAUGGGGGCAGGAGAUGCUUUAACCCGCUACGGGCUUGCUCCUGGGGAGCACGGAUGGAUCUUCGUAUGGACCGCUCACCACGCUGUCUACGACGCCUGGACACUAGAUCUUGUCUUUGAACGUAUUGACAAGGCAUACAAGGGUCAGCAGCCGGCUCGAGAUGUGACCUUCAAGGCAUUCAUGGACCAUGUGGUCCAGACUGACGCCAAGGCGUCCAACGACUUCUGGCAACGAUAUCUCGCUGGCGCGAUGCGGAACGAAUUCCCGUGCACUGUCUCUACCGCAAAGCAACCGGUGUCGGACACCACUUCGAUCUACGAGAUGACUCUUCCUCGCACGGACAACCUGCCGGGAAUUACGAUGGCGUCGAUGAUUCGUGCAGCCUGGGGGAUUCUGAUCGGGUCCCAUUCCGAAUCUGAGGAUGUGAUGUUCGGAAACAUUGUUUCCGGUCGAAAUGCUCCUGUGCCGGACAUCGAUCGUCUGGUCGGUCCGGGGAUUGCCGCCGUCCCGGUGCGCGUUAAGGUUCCCGGCGAUGCUAGCACUACGGUCAAAGAGUUCGUUGGCAACUUGCAGGCUGAGGCCGCGAAGAUGAUUGCCUUUGAGCAACUGGGACUGCAGAACAUCGGUCGGUUGAGCACAGAGGCAGCCAGUGCUUGUGACUUCCAAACGCUGCUGGUUGUCCAGCCCGCCAAGGACAAGCCGGCUACCGUCGAGGAGCCGGACUUGACAGCUGUGUCGGACGCUGACGCCAAUUUCGGAACAUACGCCCUCACUUUGGAAUGCACCCUGCAGACCCAGGGAGUGAAGUGUGCCGCUCACUUCGACUCCAGUCUCAUCGCAGCUGACUACGUCCAGCGGAUCCUUGCUCAGCUGGAACACCUCCUUCAGCAGUUCUGCACGUCAAAUGCAGACACCAAGUUGGGCGAUCUCACCUUCAUCAGUGCUAAGGACGAAGAGAGCAUCCGUCAGUGGAAUCAAGACAUUCCGGCUCCGGUCCAUAAGACCAUUCAUCAGUUGAUCGAAGAGCGUAUCGCCGAGCAACCUAGCAAAGAAGCUGUCUGCUCGUGGGAUGGUUCCUUCUCCUAUGCGGACUUGGACAACCACUCUGCCCGCUUGGCACAUCGCCUUGCUGAGCUCAACGUCCAGCCUGAAGACUUUGUGCCUUGCUGCUUCGAGAAGAGCCGGUGGCCCGUCGCUGCCAUGCUGGGUGUCAUGCGUGCUGGUGGUGCUUUCUUGAACAUUGAUCCGUCACAGCCUAAAAGUCGCAUCAAGCUGAUGAUCACGAAACUCAAGUCGAAGACAAUUGUAUGCUCGCCCGAGCAACACGAGUUGUGUCUAUCUCUGGGCCCCGAAUACAAUGUAGUGGUUUUGUCUGCAGACACACCUGAAGAGCCUGCCAUCAGUGGUCUUCCUGUGACGAAUGUCACUCCUCAGAACUCAGCCUAUGUGAUUUUCACAUCUGGAAGUACGGGAGAGCCUAAGGGCACGGUGAUCCAACACGGUGCAUACGCCUCCGCAUCCACAACCCAUGCAUCGACGAUGUUGAUGGAUGACAAGACUCGCGCGCUGCAAUUUGCCUCCUUCACUUUUGACGCUAGCUUGGUCGAGAUCCUCACAACGUUAGUUGUCGGCGGUUGUGUGUGCGUGGCGUCGGAGGAGCAGCGCAAGCGCGAUGUUACUGAGGCAAUCCGAGAGACCAAGUGCAACUGGGCCGCUCUGACCCCAUCUUUUGUGAACCUCAUCAACCCGGAUGAUGUUCCGUCUCUGAAGACACUGAUCCUGGCUGGUGAAGCGAUGUCUCAAUCACACAUUGAGACCUGGGCCCAUCGACUUCGACUGGUGAACGCCUAUGGCCCCAGUGAAUGCUGUGUCUGCAGCACGAGUAACUUUGAGAUCACCAGCCACUCAAGCCCAAGGAACAUUGGGCGGGCAUGCUCUGGUGCCACCUGGGUCGUCAUGCCAAACAAUCACCACAGACUGGUGCCAGUCGGAAGCGUUGGAGAGCUCGUUAUGGAAGGCUGGAACGUGGGUCGGGGAUAUCUCGCAGAGCCAGCCAAGACACAAGCUGCCUUCGUCGAAAAUCCGAGGUGGCUCAAUAAGCAAGAUACUACACGGCCUCCGGUGGUGUACAAGACUGGUGAUUUGGUACGCUACAAUCCCGACGGUACACUGAGCUUCCAGCGCCGCAAGGACACCCAAGUCAAGCUGCGGGGCCAGCGGAUUGAAUUGGGCGAAAUCGAGUAUCGCAUCAAGCAAAGCCUACCCAACAAGCCGGACGCCAUCGUUGACAUCCUCUCUCCUAAGGAUGCUUCCAGCCAGCCUCGCUUGGUGGCAUUCCUUCCCGUGCCCGUUGAAGAAGUUUCCUCUGCUACCACCAUUAUUCCCCCACCGAGCGACCGCCAUGUGACAGCAGUGUCUGGACUCGAGGACCGGCUGGCCGACUUCCUGCCAAUGCACAUGAUUCCGAGUGCUUACCUUCCAGUGAACUACAUUCCCAAACUGCCCUCUGGCAAGGCAGACCGCAAGACAUUGAUUCGGUGUGGUAGCGAUAUGACUCAAAGACAAAUGGCCGAGUACACGGGGGCAACCGAAGAGGCGCGACCCCCGACUACGGAGAUGCAGCUUGCGUUGCAGCAACUCUGGGCCGAGGUUCUCAAGACAUCGGCCGCGCAGAUCAGCCUCAAUGACAAUUUCCUCCGGCUGGGAGGGGAUUCGAUCACGGCCAUGCGACUAGCAUCCGCGGCUCGUGCUCAAAGCAUUCCUCUCUCAACUGCCACCGUCUUCCAGCACCCGACUCUGGAGGCAAUGAGUGCCGUUGCAGAAACCUUGUCGCAUCAACAGCGACCUCAGACAUUCGAACCUUUCUCGACGCUGAAGUCCUUCACCAAGGACCAGCUGUUGAGCGAGAUCGUGCUGCCACAAGUUGACUUCCCUGCCUUUAACAUCGAGGACGUGCUUGAGGUCACCGACUUCCAAUCGCUUGCCAUUGGCGGUGGCCUCAACAAGACCCGCGGUUGGAGCAAUUACCUGGUGUUCGAUUUUACCGGGCCGAUUGACCUACGACGCCUGCAGACGACCUGCGAGGAGCUGCUGAAGCACCACGCGAUCCUUCGCACGGUUUUUGUGAAGACCAGCUCGCAACUGCUCCAAGUGGUGCUGCAAUCAGUAAGUCCCGAGUACACGUUCCAUAUCCAGGAUGAUCAAGACCCAUCCGAGACACUUGUUCGUGAAGAUCUUGCGCGGCCGCCACGUCUAGGCGAACCCAUUGUUCGAUUCAUGGUGAUUAAGAACGGGGCGAUCCGACACCGUCUGAUCAUGCGGAUCUCUCACGGGCAAUACGACGGCUCUUCCAUGCCGCUCUUGAUGCAAGACCUCCGCAGCGCCUACAGAGGUGAGUCUCUUGCUAAGCGACCCCAAUUCGCCGAUUUCGUGCGCAUGCAGUUACUCGCCAAUGAGGGCGCCGAGGCCUUCUAUCGACAGAUGCUGGCGGGAUCCGUGAUGACCGCGGUGGUCGAACACACCAGGCCGUCCAUCACCAACGUGCUCAAUACGAUGAUCGUGGACAUGGUCCCCUUGGUCGCAUACAAAGAUUAUGGCAUCACCGCCGCUACGGUGAUCAAAGCAGCGUGGGCGAUGGUGCUGGGAGAGCUGGCCGCCACAUCGGACGUGGUCUAUGGCCACAUGGUGUCGGGUCGCAACCUCGCCCUGGACAACGUCGAGUCCGUCAUGGGACCGUGCCUGAACAUUGUGCCGGUCCGUGCGGACAUGAAGACUGUGCGCACGGUCCUCGAGCUGCUGCAGAUGAUCCAGCAACAACAGACCAACACGAUUCCACACGAGUCCCUCGGUUUCCAGCACAUUAUUGACCAGUGUACCGAUUGGCCUGCCGCGACGCGAUUCAGUUCGGUCUUCCAGUACCAAGAGUUCGGGGCGGAAGAGGAUCCCACGCAGCCGGUCUCGAUGGAAGGAACCUUGAAAUGUGCCCCGGGAUUCAUCUGCCCAGCCCCUGAUGCUUGUGAUUUGUCAAUUCUGGCCACCCCGGUGGGCUCGCAGGUGCGGCUCGAGAUGAUCUUCUCGACUCACGCCAUGUCGCAGUCGUUCGCGGAGGAGACGUUGAAGAAGCUGUGCGCCAAGGUGGAGGCGAUCGCGCGCCAAGAUGUCAACACCCCGCUGCCCUCGGAGGCACAGCUGGCGUCGCGACAGGCUGUCAUCCCGUUACCUGAGCCGGGAAAGAAUAUGGCGAAUGGGCUCGUCAACGGAAUUGUGAAGCAGAUGGUAUAUGGAAUCAAUGCGAUGGGUGAGAUGAGCGGACUGAAUGGGGUCAUGGAAGGGGAAAGUGAGGCAGAAGGAGGAGAAGGAAGAGGAAGAGAAGGAGGAGCGGCAGAUCACGAGAUCAACCUGUUGGCCUCGGUGCCUAUAAGCUAA
Messenger RNA from Aspergillus aculeatinus CBS 121060, 7293 nucleotides. Its product is annotated as acetyl-CoA synthetase-like protein. Gene Ontology annotation, cellular component: cytoplasm. The record is from RefSeq and is a predicted model, not a curated record. Gene Ontology annotation, molecular function: catalytic activity; phosphopantetheine binding. The transcript is spliced from 2 exons. Bases 1 to 7293 code for a protein of 2430 amino acids. Gene Ontology annotation, biological process: amino acid activation for nonribosomal peptide biosynthetic process; secondary metabolite biosynthetic process. Lineage: Eukaryota; Fungi; Ascomycota; Eurotiomycetes; Eurotiales; Aspergillaceae.